Synchytrium microbalum is the source of this 1626-nucleotide messenger RNA. RefSeq lists its product as uncharacterized. NCBI's taxonomy places the organism in Eukaryota, Fungi, Chytridiomycota, Chytridiomycetes, Synchytriales, Synchytriaceae. Gene Ontology annotation, biological process: outer dynein arm assembly; cilium movement. Bases 1 to 1626 code for a protein of 541 amino acids. Gene Ontology annotation, cellular component: cilium. The record is from RefSeq and is a predicted model, not a curated record. The transcript has 9 exons.
AUGCGUCUUGAAGCCAAAGCUGGUCUGGAUGAAGAGCUCCAGGACUUGAAGCUCAGAUUUGAAUUGUUAGAGGGCGAUCGAAAAGCAUACUACGAAACAAGUCAAUGGGCCAUCAGACAAAACAAGGACGAAAUAGGCAAACUACGUACCCAAAACAAGGAUUUGGCUGAUCAGAUUGCCAAAAUCAAAAAGCAUGAAUUAGACUCUGCAUCAUCACGCGUAUCAACAGACGCACUGGAGAAAUUCGAGCACAAGAUUUGCGAAGUGCAAAAGAAAUACGAUGAUAUGCAAGCCGAAGCACGAAACAAGGAAGAGAGAUUACGUGAAAUGGGAGAUCAAUUGGACUUAUUCCGUCGUGAAGCUGAAAUGGUUAAAUCUAAUGUUCAGGAUUCUCCAGCUGCAAAGGAAAUCCGAACACUCGAAAACAGACUGGACAAGGCCACAAUCAAAUACAAUGAAGCUCAAUCAAUCCGCAAGACCUAUGAACAAAUCACCCGAAAAUUGCAAGACGAGAGACUUACUUUUGACAAACAAAUUGAAGGUUUUGAACGAACUUUGAGAGCAAAGAGACAUGAUGCUUCUGAUUUGGAAGCUAUGAGUCGUGAUGCUAAUCAUGCCAAGGAAGUUGCAAAGGCUGAAUUGGCACGAUUCGAAGCUCAAAUCAACGAAGAGCGCAAGCAGCGUGAAAAGGAUUUGACGUUCCGAAAGGAGAUGGUCAAGCAUCAAAUGGAGUUGGCUGACAAGCUGAAUAUUACUUCAAUGCAAAUGGAAGAUCCAACAGCCGAAUCCGCCCUCCCCUCCUCCGAAUCCAAACCAACCCGAGACGACACCCUUGAGCAAGCCGCCCUCGAAUUCGAACACACGCUCCGCGUAAUCCAAGAAGCAACCGGCGCAUCCGACAUUUCAGAAGUCUCGGCCCGGUUCCAAGCCCAACAAGAAACCAAAUCACACCUGAUUUCACUACAACGUAAAGCGGAAUCCCGUGUCGAUUCAUUGAAACAGGAACACAAAGAAGCGAUUAAGGAAUUGGGUGAAUUGAAAUACUCGGGCGAGUCACGCACUGCACAGAGUGCUGCUGUCGUUGCUGAUUUCGAAGGGCAUUUGAGUGUUGCUGAGGUUAAAUGUGGCGAGACGAGGGGCAGGUAUGAGCGGCUGAGUCGGUUGUUGAAUGAUGCGAGGUCGGGGACUCAGCAUCUUUGUGAUAAGCUGGAAGGCAUUCAAAUGGCUGAAAAGACACCAAUGCCAGCCGUAUCAGACGACACAGUCGCAUCCGUUCUCGAAGUCUGUGUGGCUAAAUUGGAGACCUUGAUUUCUAGUCUGCAACAACGUGAUAUUCCUGACCCUGCAACCGUCGCAUCACAAGUCGCCGGCGAACCAGUCGGUAUCCUUCAAGUAGGACAAUCCGGCCUCCCACCAUACAACACUCGAGUCAAAUUACGUCCUCUUGAAUUCGAGCCAGAGUCUGCUGAAGAUGAAGAUGAAAACGAUGACGAUUUCGCCGAAGUGCCUGAUCGUGAGACUUUGAAGAAACACACUGCACAGCUCUUAGCUUCUAGGUCCAAAGGAGCGAAAGCGCCUAAGAAGAGUCGAAAGGGAAAGAAGGAUGGUGAUGAUGAUGAAGAGUAG